UCCGGAGGUUUCAGGAAGCUCGCUGUUUGUCGGACACAGCUGGGACUGAGCUGAGCGGCAGGCUGCAGGAGAUCUGCUCCCCAGAGCUUGAAAGAAUUUAAAAAUGAAGAGGAAAAGGUCAAAGAAAGACAGAAGUCAAGGAUUUGACAAAGAAAGCUCGAGGAACGACCACAGGAAAGAAAGACGGAAGAAGACCAAAAAAUCAGCAAGUGGGGGCAGAGCCGCAUCCCCACCCCAGUUUCAGAGCCAACAUGAAGAUACUGUUACUGCGCCAAUGAACCAGAGUGAACGCCAGCCUGAUCAGGGUUGUGCCAGUAUCCCAGGGCCUGUGCCAGGAAAAGUGAAUGCUCAAACUCAAACAAUAUCAAAUACAGAAAGCAGACAUACCCAGACUGAGUCUGUCAAUCACAAGUCAUGUCACACACAAACCGAGUCAGAUCCCAAGUGUGAAGCCACAAUUCAAGGCCAGAAGAAGACGGAAAAUGAUUCACCCAAGACGAAUGAAGAAAAGGGUGCUGACGAUUCCAUGUCAACACCUCCUGAUCCUGGAGAGGACAAGAAGGAAGGAACAACUACACCAUCGAGCUGUGAAGAAGUGAAGGAGGAGGACAUCAAGAACAAGAAAGGAAAAGAUCCGCAAGAUUCCUCUAACCCCAAAUCUACAGAAACCAAACCAAAGUCUUAUGCUGAAGCAGCAUCAGGCAAAGACUCGAAGGAAAAAACCAACCAGACAGCGGCAGAACAGGAGGGUAAAACCCACGACAAAGCAGCACAGAGAAAAACUUCCCCAGUGAGAGGACCAACUGAGGAACCAGUCUUCACAUUUUAUGUGUACUUAGUAAUGGACAAACGCUUCAAGUUUGACAGACAAAAGGACAAACUUCUGUUCUGUUAUGAAAAUGGUUGGAAUGAAUUGGAAAUAAUCCUGUUCAAGAGCAUGAAUAAGGAUGGCUAUUUAAUUGAGGCAAAAUUCUCUGUUGAUAAACAUUAUGUGAAGAGUGGUAGCACGGUAUCAUAUUGCUAUGCAGUGCAGCAACAAGAUGAGAGAAUAAUGGAAAUUGCCACAAGAUGCCUCCAGAUUUCUUUUGAUCACUCAGUAAAAGAAAUGCACCUUUUUGAGGCCCAUAUGAGUCGUUCAGGAAAUUUUAAGGAUUGGCUGAAGAGCUGGAUCAAAUCUGCAGAUAAAGUCAUAUCGGAGGCCUGGCACAAUUCUGCAUAUUUACUGCUGAACAGAUUGUUUGAGAAAUGGGAACCAUCAAACCAGGAGGCCAUGAAGACAUUCACACAACUCUUAAUUGAAUAUCAGUGGUGUUUUCAUAUUGCCAAUCAGCGGAUAUUUUACCCUAAUGAUUUGCGUGCUCCUUUUAUAGAGGUGUCUGCAUUAGUAGCAAAGAAACUGGUUAGCAUACUGGAUGCUGAAGAAAGCCCAUCAGAGAGCUCAACUAAUGUUGGCCCUCUUGCAGUAGGCCUCUCAGUGUUCCAGGUGACCUGCAGAUGUAAGAUCAGUCUUGGGAUUAAAGCCUGGGGUGUGCUGUGUCAGCUGGUCUCAUCUGCUCCUGCCCUCAGACAAAUACAAGAAAUCCAAAGUUCCUUUCCAACACUGACAUACACCGUGAUGGGUCUGAUGAACCAGUGUGUUAGGACUUUGCUCUCAGAGGCAAUUCUGCUGGUUCCUCUCCUCCACUCCGUGAGGCAGCUUGAAGCAGACUCCAGCCGACUCGGACCGACUGUUGAGGAACAAAGCUGGACAGGAUUGCAAUAUGUGGAGUACCGUGUAUACAGAGAAAAAAUAAGAACAUAUCCUGAUAAGAGAAGAAUGAUCCUUGAUCUGGUUGAAAAGCGCAAGUCGUUGGCCAAGGACAAGCCUCAUGUUGUGACUGCCUGGCUGUCCAUGAUGGCGUUUGAUGAUAUGUCCAGGUUUGCCAAGUCGAUGGACAUUACAUCUGAACAACUAAUUCAGAGCCUGAUGUACAGAUUGAAAGAUUUUCAACUGUUCUUUCGAAACACUGAUACUAACCAAUCACAGAAAAACUUGGAGGUCACAGAAAAGAUUCUGACAGACCUGUUGAUUUGUGUUGAUAAGGACAAAGAAAGACUCAUGAGCUCCAAAUGGUUGGACUCCAUAUUUCAGUGCUGCAGACAUGUCCAUAAGAGCACUUGCUCAAUGGCUCGACUCGUUCCAGCGUAUAAGGCAGCAGUGCUUUCUUUUCAACUGGUGCUAAAAAUGGCUGAAAUUCAGUACGAAUUUCUUACAAAGCAUGAACCGGAUGAAGAUUCGGAGAAAACAAGACUUUUGAAACAGAUUCUUGAAACCACUCAGAAGGAGUUCUGUCAGUGGAAAGACAAUCUCCUGCAGAAGCCUCUGCUCCAAUCUGACCGUCUCACUUACCCCAAAGAAAUAGAGCUCUGGAAUGCUUUCUUUGGGCUGGAGUGUUCAAUUCCCUCUGUCACAGAGCAGUGGAUGUGCAGCGUAAAGAAAGACUUGAGAAAGAGGAUCUCUGAGCUUAAUGACGUACGGCAGGUACAGAUCUGCUGUAUGGAAACACCAGCAGAAGCGAUAGAGAAAAGCCAUGUCACAAUUCAGACUUGUUUUCAGGAAUUGUGCCUCUCUGCCAUUAAAAAGUUAUGCCAGGCAGGUAAAGCAGGGCAUCUUCUGCAGGCUAUACAGCAGGACCUGAAACAUGUUUCCUCAUCCAUCUUGUCUUCAAUCAUUACUGAGUCAACAGCUCAUUUUGGAGAAGACAGAGUGACCCAACUAUUCAGUGACCAAUCUGCUGUCCAUGUCCUCUUCUGUCAAGGAGACUGGAGUCAUUACAUUUUAAAUGAAGAGGCCAGUCAAGUCAUGAACAUGUGCCAGGAUACUUUUGGUCAUUUGGUCAAUUCUCUUUGCCAGGGUGAUAUUCCUUUUGGACAUCUGCAGAUUAUCCUGAAACAUCAGAAACAAUUCCAACAGCUGUACAAAAAAUGCAAAAAACACAUCAACUCAGAGAAAAUCACUAUUGAUGCAGAAAGACUACUCAGUCAAAGACAGAAAGAUCGCCAAGCCCUGCUGGAACAGAGGACCCAUAUAGAUGUCCUCAUAAAAAUGGUUGGGAAAAUCUCAGAGAGGAUUGCCGUACCUGAGAUCUCCCAACUUGAGAAAGAACACAAGAUUGAUAUGCAGCUAAAGGGAUUAAAUGAGCUGGUGGGAGUACAAUCAUGCUUCUCCAAUAUGGACCUAAAGGAUAUUUCCACAGGGAUGGUUCUGUACUACAGUGCUGACUUACUUACAGUGCUCAAAGCAGCAAAAGAGAUGCACGAUUUUCAAGAAAGCAAUCUGAUUCUCAAAUCAUGGAUGGACAGAGCAAAUGCGCUGGCACCUGGUUCUAAACGUCUAUCGCUGCGUCUGGAAGAAGUUCUCUCUAAAAUCUGGCAGCCUUCUCUUAGUGACUUUUACCAGCUAGGUAUAAGUAUUGGACAUGGAUCUGUGACUUUUGAGGAAGUGGACAAGGCUGUUGAAGGGUGUGGAGACGAAGGUGAUGGUGCUAAGCUCAAGAAGGAGAUGAAUCUUAUGGCCAAUAAGCUUGCGGAAUUUCCAGGUCUGGAGAACAACUGGCUUGAACCAAGGCUCAGUCAGAUCCAGGAGUAUAGACAGCUUCACCAUGCGUCAGAGUCUGCCAGCGCAAUACUGAAGAUAAAAGACCAGUUCAAUCUGAAGGGAGACUUCAGCCAUAUAUCCAGUCUUACUCAGCUGAGAGAAGAUUCAUUCAAAAAGAAGCCUCUUGAAUCACUGAGCAACGACCUUAUUAGUGCCAAGAAAAAGCUUUCUCACGUCAACCAUCAGCACACAGCUUGUCUGGAGGCGUUUCUGGACAGCGAAAAACUAGUCGACUGGGUUAAGACCAUGAUUGAUAAGCGAAGUGAUCUGAAUGUGUUUAUGGAGUUGGCUUCCAUUUCGGCUGGAGAGAAUGACAUUGAGAUUGACAGAUUGGCCAGUUUUCACGAUGCUGUCUCAGGUUAUAGCCCGUUGUUAUACUCCUUACAUGAGGAAGCAGGUUUUGAAGAGUUAAUUGUCCGUGCUCAGGAAGUCUGGGAAACUCUCCAAAAAGAUGAAAAACUUCCAGAAAAACUGAAAGACUCUGCUUGUUGGUUAGACUGGCUGAAAGGACUGAGCGAGACUCAUGGCUCUGUGGAAAAGUCUUCUCUUUCUAUGGCCUCAGCAAUCAAUACCCAUGGGGUGUACCAUGUUGGCUGGCCAAAUAGUUCUUCUGGAAAGAAAUCCCUGGGCAGUGUUUUAUGUGUGAAGGUUAAAAACUCUGAAAAGGAAGUGACAUACAGUCUCAAUGAAUUACUGGAGUUACAGAACAAACUGAUGUUGAUGUCAUCCAAGGGAGAGCGUGGCAAGGAGGAAGUAAAUAAGUUCACGGAGAUAUUUGAGGGAGUGCAGAGAAUGGGGCGCAUCCUCAUGCAGCUAUGUUCAUCUGGCAACUUAUUCUUCCGGAAUUUGUCUGCACUUGUAAUAUGCUACCAUGAAAAGGACCCAUGCAUUGACAUAUGCUUUCCCUUGCUCGAGAAGCAUAUUGUGUAUCAUGGACGUGUUGCAGAGGAGCUUCAAAAAGUAUGUCGUGCUAUGGAAGCCUGCCAUGACGAUUGGUGUAGAUUUAUGUCUGAGCUGCGCUCUCAGUUCUAUGCACUAAAUUAUUAUACCUCAGAACAAGUGGUCUACCUUUGCCACUGGAUCAACAAAAUCUGUGAAAAAGGAAUGCCCGUGCCACAACAAAUAUGGCACUUGCUCACUCUGCUUAACCCAGACAGUAGACUGAGUGAUAUCAGACUUGCCUUUGCGAAGGCAAAAGAGAGUCUUCAGCCUGAGCUUCAAAGCCACAUCAGUGCCGACUUAGAGUCCGAACAGUCUAUCGAUAUUAGCAGACCCAGACAACACAGAGAAAACUCGAAUAUUGACAAAGACCCUGAAGAAGAGGGAAUUGACAUGGUCCCUGAGAAUAUGCUAGAAGAACUUUCAACUAGCUCUGUAAUAUAUUCUGAAGAAUAUUGUGAAAUGAGCAGGCUUCAGGAGGAUACUGAAGAAGAAGAGGAAGAAGAAGAAGAAGAAGAAGAGGAAGAAGAAGAAGAAGAAGAGGAAAAAGAAGAAGAAGAAGAAGAAGAAGAAGAAGAAGAAGAAGAGGAAAGUUUGGCUGAAGGGGAUCAGGAUGAGUUGGAGGACAGUAGCAAUGAAACUGGAUCAGAAGAAGACAUUAUAGACACUGUCUCCUCCACACAGGCUGAAAAAUGCAAAAUUACAAACACAGCUAUGGAAACUCUGGAGAAUUUGUGGCGGGACUUCAUGAAUAACAUGCCUAAAUACCUUACGCAAUACAUGGACGUUAAGGCCCUUGCUCAUUUUCUUUCCUGUUUCUCUGCCAUGAACAAGUUAAACAUCAUGCGCAAGUUGCCAUCUAUUCUUCAAGACGGAAAGCCCAAUCUCAUUCUUUGCCCUGCUACAGAAUUAAUAACCACCACACUUGCUUUGUACUUGGAGAGCCCAGAACAGGCUUUUCCCUCAGUUGAUGAGGUGCUAAUGUGCCAAGAGAACACGAGUGAAGAAGAGGUUGAGAUCUUCCUUCGGAGAUGCCUCGGCCAAGGUGCCCCAAGCCACCAUCAGAAAAUCUAUACAUUGGUUAAUCCAGGUUUGCUGACCUAUGAUGUAGGUGUGGCUCUGGCAGAGCGUUUUGAGGCAAUGGAGCGUAGUGCUGGGUCUAAUUUUCGCAUGGUUAUAGUCUGUCCUGUGAACCAAGACAGAUAUAUCCCAUCAUUCUUUAGCAACUACAAGGUGCAAGCAGGAUUGAGUUUUUCUUUAGAAAGUGCCAAGAAAUACCUCCAGGAACAUUUAACUACUCCCUACGUCCAAGGUCGUCAAUGUCGGGUCUUUCCAGAUGGUAUUUCAUCCUGGUUGGUUACAUCUAAACGUGCAGCUGUUGGAAAGUCGCUCUAUGUUACAAGGAUGUUCCAGAAUUUCAAGGCACCUUUUCCAAAUGCCACUUACCUGCCAGUUAGACUGAUAGAACCCAAUAUUGACAUUGAUUGCUUAGUCCAAACACUUUGUGAGAAGCAGUCAUCACUGAAAGAACAAGAUCCUGUUCUCCUGCACAUUGACACUGCAGCCGUUCGUUGUGGAUUAGAGGAGUUCCUCUUUAGGUUACUCAUUCUAGGAUGUCUGAGUGACAGUGAAGGGAAACUAUGGAGGAGAAACACAGCCCACUUGAUUGCAGUUGAAGCACUUCUGCCAGAUUCUGCUCAUCAUAGACAAACACAUAAAGAGUCAACCCAAGGUCUUCUCAGCUUACUGCCAACUAUUCACUGUAAAUCGCCAAAAGAAGUCCGAGAACUGGAACUCAGAAUCAGAAAUCGUCCUGAGAAACCUGCAUCCUUAGACCCACUGAUGGACAUGCAAGAGUUUGAAAGUGAAGGUGUUCAGAGACCUUACCAAUAUUUAAAGAAAUUCAACAGAAGAGAGAAUUUGGAUCUUUUCAAAUAUAAAGCUGGAUCUGUAGUGGGCAAUAAAGUGGAUUGUCUUCAUCAUCUUUUGUCAAACUGUGGACUGGACGACCCUUCAUGGGCUGAACUGAAGCACUUUACUUGGUUUCUCAAUCUGCAGCUCAAGGAUUGUGAGGAUUCAGGGUUCUGUAAUCCGAACUUUUUUGGUAACAUUCUGAGUGGCUUCAAGAGCUUCAUAGUCGAAUUCAUGAUAUAUAUGGCUAGGGACUUUGCAUCUCCUUCCCUGAAUAUCUCUGACCAAAGCCCUUCACUUCUCCCAGAGAGUGACCAUGAAGAUGAUCUUUUAGCCAAGUUAACCAUUCGGAAGCGAUGGGAGAAUGAAUCUCAUCCAUAUAUCUUCUUUAAUGCAGAUCACUUGACCAUGACCUUCCUUGGGUUUUAUGUGAAGGAAAGUACCCCUCAAAAUACUGUUAAUGUCGUUGACCCAAAGACCAAUGAAGUUUUGAUGGGAAAUGUAAUGUCACUUGACCUUUUCACAGGACUUCAGAAUCAAAGAAUUAAAUUUUCUGAAGACUUUGACCAGCUGCCAAGAAUGACCAAGAUACAAAAGAUUUCCCUUGUUGUUGGUGCUGAUAUGAGGAAACAAUUUGACCCUGAUCCUACAUAUGAGCUCACUUCUGACAAUGUAAUGAAGAUGCUGGCCAUUCAUAUGAGAUUCAGGUGUGAGAUUCCAGUGAUCAUAAUGGGGGAAACUGGUUGUGGGAAGACCAGACUAGUGAAGUUUCUUUGUGAUCUGCAAAGGCAAGGUAGAAAUGUUGAAAACAUGAAACUGGUUAAAGUUCAUGGAGGAACUACUGCUGACACUAUAUACAAGAAGGUGAGAGAGGCUGAAGAGCUUGCACAGAGAAACAGUCAAAAAUGCCAACUAGACACCAUUUUGUUUUUCGAUGAGGCAAACACCACAGAAGCCAUCUUUGCUAUCAAAGAGGUACUAUGUGACAAGACUGUGCAAGGAUUUCCUUUGAAGAAAAAUUCCGGUCUGAAAAUAAUAGCUGCAUGCAAUCCCUACAGGAAGCACACUCCAAGAAUGAUUGAACGCUUGGAGAGAGCUGGAUUGGGUUACAGAGUAAAGGCUGGAGAAACAAAGGAUCGACUUGGUCAAGUUCCCAUGCGCCAACUUGUAUACCGAGUUCAUCCUUUGCCUCCAAGUAUGAUCCCUCUUGUUUGGGACUUCGGGCAGUUGAGUGAUUCAGCAGAACGUUCUUAUAUCCAACAAAUUGUACAGAAACAAAUUGAAGAACACCGCUUGCCAUUUGAAUGCCAGCACCUGAUCACUGAAGCUUUGGCAGCCUCUCAAAGACAUAUGCGUCAUCAAGUGGAUGAGUGCAGUUUUGUAAGUCUUAGGGAUGUAGAGAGAUCAAUGAGGGUGCUAGUGUGGUUCUACAAACACAGAAAACACUUUUUUCCAAAAUGUCAAGAGACCGACAUUGUACACAUGACCUUCAAAUGCUUGGUUCUUGCUUUGGGUAUUUGCUAUUAUCCAUCACUUGAGUUCAGAGACAACUAUCUACAGACUGUUAGCCGGUUCUUUCCACAUCCACUCAACUCCAAACAGGCACUGGCGCAUGAGAUUUCCUCUUGCCAAGACUUCUUCCUUGAGAGCAUUGAAACGAGAGAGACAAUAGCUAAAAAUUUAGCAUUGAAAGAAAAUGUCUUUCUCAUGGUGGUCUGCAUUGAGCUGAAGAUCCCACUCUUCCUGGUAGGCAAGCCAGGAAGUUCGAAAUCUCUUGCCAAAACUGUUGUAGCUCAUGUCAUGCAAAGACAGGCCUCUCACAGUGAAUUGUUCCAGAAGCUAAAACAGGUGCACAUGGUGUCUUUUCAGUGUAGCCCUCACUCAAGUCCAGAAGGGAUCAUUGGAACUUUCAGGAAUUGUGCUCGUUUUCAAAAAGACAAGAACUUGGAUGAGUAUAUAUCAGUGGUAGUGCUAGAUGAGAUAGGAUUGGCAGAAGAUUCUCCGCAGAUGCCACUGAAAACCCUGCACCCACUUUUGGAGGAUGGCUGCAUUGACAAUGACAGACCAGAUCCACACAUGAAAGUGGGCUUUGUUGGAAUCUCAAACUGGGCUCUUGAUCCUGCAAAGAUGAAUAGAGGUAUUUUUGUUUCUCGUUGGGAUCCAAGUGAAAACGAGUUAGUGGAGACAGCCAAAGGUAUCUGCUCAUCAUCCCAGUCAGUUCUUCACAAAAUCAUUCAUCUUCUGCCUAAAUUGGCAAAAGGCUUUUUGAACAUUUGUAAAAGUGACAGCGACCAAUUUUUUGGACUCAGGGAUUAUUACAGUUUGGUGAAAAUGAUUUUUGCUGUGGUGAAAAACACAGACCGUGAGCCCAGUGACAGUGACUUAGCAAAGGCUAUCCUGAGAAAUUUCAGUGGACAAAAAGACAACUUUGAUCCUCUGUGUCAUUUCCAAGAUCUCUUCUCAAACCCUCAUGAACUCCCUAUGAUAAGCACACUGGAAAUGAUUAAACAAAACCUUGAACACAACAAUGAAGAAGAAUGUCGCUAUCUUCUUCUGCUCACAACAAACAAUGCUGCCCUCUACAUAAUUCAGCAGUGUAUUUUUUCAAAGGAUGAAUACACCUGCCCUGAAAUUGUGUUUGGUUCAGGAUUUCCCAAAGAUCAGGAGUACGCUCAAAUCUGCCGCAAUGUGAGUCGAGUGAAGACCUGUAUGGAAACUGGACGUACUGUCAUCCUCUUGAAUCUGCUUAAUCUGUAUGAGAGUCUGUAUGAUGCAUUGAAUCAGUACUAUGUUUACUUUAGUGGGCAGCAGUAUGUUGACCUGGGAUUAGGAUCACACAGAGUAAAGUGUCGAGUUCACAGAGAUUUCAGACUGGUUGUCAUAGAGGACCAGGAAAAGGUCUAUGACAAGUUUCCUGUUCCACUAAAAAACAGGCUGGAGAAGCACAGAGUAGACCGGAGCACUGAUUUGACACCAUGGCAGCACAGCGUUCUGGAAAAACUCAAGAACUGGGUGAAGAAGUUUUCCCAGUAUUCUGAAAGACCUGCAUCAGAUUUUAGCUCAACCGAUGCAUUCGUUGGUUUUCAUGGAGAUGCUUGUGCCAGUGCUCUCCUGCAGGCAUUAGAAAAAAGAGAAAAACAGGAUCAUCAGAAAGUGGGAGAUGGUCAAGUUGACCCUAACAUGCCUGCAAAGAGAAACAACAGUUUGUUAGAGCCCAUAAACUUUAGCAAUCUGUCUGUGUCCACAGAGGAUGAAUGUAAAGAACUGGUCUACGGUCAAGGAGAAGGAGUUGAGUCUCAUGACACUACACCUAAUGAUGACAAGGAAAGCGGUUUGACAGGCAGUGAUACAGGAACGACUCUCCUCGAUGAAAACAACGAGGGACUUGUCUUGAUGGAUGUAGAUGACAGUGAGGGCAGCAUUGAAGCUGAAAAUGAACAAAAUGCUCUUGAGGAUAUUCCCAAGUCAAUGGAAAUGGAUGUAUAUCCAGAUGAUAUUGAGGAAGUAAAGUUAAAUGAGCCAAAAGAAUCCAAAGAUGAGGAGGAAGAGGUCUAUGAAUGUGCCACAUACUUCUUGUUGAACUGUGCCUCACCAGAUUCUGUGCUGAGGCUAAAAUACUCAGGGCUGGGAAAGCAUGAAACAGAAAGUCUUCAGAGGUUUUAUUUUCAUCAGCAAGACCACCAUUCCCUCAGAGGAUUUAUGGACAGUCAUUUGAAGAAGGCUGACAAGGAAAAGAAGAGAUUCAUAGAGGUAACCACCUUCUCUGGUUUGCUAACUAAAGCCGAUGUGCGAAAUCUGGCCCAAGCACUGGGGCUGUCCAUGGAGCGGCUCCUUUUGCUCUCUCUGCACCAGUUUGACACAGAAGCUUCUUUCUGCAGCAAAAUUCGAGGCUUCCUGAAGACUGCACAUCUGUCUCUGCACAUCCUGUUGGUUCAGAUGGAUAUGGAGGAAUCACUCUGCAAAAAUGAACUCAUUGCUUCUGCAAAGUACUGCACCAUGAAUGAACUUCUUGCUUUUCAGUCAGAAGAUCACAACUGCUAUAUUGUGUUUAUCACAAAGCUCUCAAGGAUUGCAAGUGGCAAUAAAUAUAUUGGAUUCCAGGGAGGUGCAUGGCUUUCGACGCAUAUUGAUGACCUCAGAGACACCAAAGACAUGAGCUUGGAUCUCUCUGUUUUUUGUGGAAUGCCAAUCAGCAAGCUUCUCUCCGAGCCAGCACAACCUGCUGCCAUGGAAGUAGAAGAUCAAGGAGAAGCCACAGUCAAAAGUCAAUGUGAAGAAUCUGCAUACCUGCACAGUUUGUCUUUGGUGAAAUCAUGCUCUCAGAAAGCUGUUUCACUACUUCAAGACUCUAGUAAUAAAGCUUCUAGGAGUAUGGAGCGCAUCAACCUUCUGCUUGGCCUUCUGGAAAACGAUUUGGGACGCAGUGGAGCACGUUUCCAGGAAGCACUGCUGAGGAGAUUGGUCGUUGCCCUCACACAGAGAGAGGAGAAUAUGGCUAAUUCAGGAGAUUGGGUGAAUCGUGAAAUAAUGAAACGGGAGGCCUUGCAAGAAGGUGGCACUCUGAGGCACACUCUGUGGCGAUGUCUACAGGGAGUUCUGACCCCAAUUCUGGCCCGGAUACUAGAGGUACUGGACAGAGACUCUAAUCUGGACCUGGUGUAUGGAGCAGGGCUCAGUGAUGGGUUGGUCCAGUUCUGGCUGGACAUCUUUGAUGACAGGCAGAUUUUAGACUUGUCCGUGCCACAGAACUCAAGUUCCUCAGAACAAGAGAUUGAUGUGCAGUGCAAUCUGGUGUUGGGAGGAAACGCAUACCCUUGCAGUGCUCCUUUUAGUUGGCUCAUCCGACAGUGCUGUCAUAGCCUAUGGGAGGAGUCUCAGUUUGCACAGGGUAUUGAACAGAGCAGCCACGAGCGAAUCCAGCAGUUUGUAAGUGCUGUGAGUAGCAGUCGGUUGGGCGGCUAUAUGGAAAAACUCUCCGAGAGAGAGCGCAUCGAACUGGGCAAGAGAUAUCUCACUGAUUUUGUGAUACUCGCCUUCAAAAUCAAGACGGAAGAAGAAUUGAGGGUAUUCUGUGCAGCAGUGUUAGGUUUUGUUGCUGCUCUGCAGCAGGACAUGGGUGUAACCCCUGACCUUUCUCCAGCCUGGAUCAUGGCAGCAGCUCGACACUUCAGUCCACGACUCGACACACUCUUGCACAUUCUGCAGAUCCAGCCUCAAUUAGCUCCUCUCAUUCUGAAACAGUCCUCACAGAAAGACAUGCAAGAAGACAUUUUAGCUCUCGGGAUAUGUGUGGAGGAGACUAAACUUCAGUCGAUUACAUCAUUUUCUGAGUGUUCAGGCUUUCUGGCCAGAGUCGAACUACUGCAGCCCUGCUUGCAGAGAGCGUUCAAUCCCACUUACAGCUCCCUCUGUAACCCUGGCUGUCUCGCACAUCUGGAUGCGAUAAAGUCUGUAUGGCAGGGGAUGCUGGUGGUAGCUACUUUUAUCGAGCAAGUUGUGGUGAAAGUAAAUGUGCGUGACGAGAAGCUGGUGGCACUGACACUUAAACACUGCAGCCAGCUACAGCGGCUAAUGGAGGAGUGUCCUGACCUACAGAGCAAAGACUUUCUGCAACAGCUCAUCCGCAUCCUCAAUGAGUACCAUGAGGAAUCCAUAAGCAGAGAGUUACGCUUUGGUCUGAAGUGUCCUGUGUGUCUGGAGGACCUGUCUGAACCCUGUGUCCUACAGUGUGAGCAUGUGUUCUGCCUGUCCUGUAUAAAGGGAUGUAUACAAGGAGAGGACGCAAAAUGCCCUAAGUGCAGGACACAGCUGCCUCCCAACUACCAGCCAACUAUCUCACCGAGCACAGAUUCGGCCCUAAAACAACACGCAGAGUUAAGGAGAUGCUGUAACUCCUUCUUUUUGGAGGUGGUGUCUCGUUUCUGCUUUUCCAAGGGACAGCAACCUCGAGAGGACAUGGUGGAGCUGCUCUUCUCUCUGCUUAUCUCAGCACAGGGAGACGUGUAUAAGACAAGAGAGCUAACACCCUUCCUGGAGUGUGUUGACCAGAGUCCUGUGGUACGGUCUGUGUUGCCCAAACUCUUACUGCAAUACAGUUUUGACCAGGUAAAGGGCCACAUUCAGACAUAUUUGGAAAACCUGGAGGACAAACUUCUUGAUAAAGAGGACAGGAUGGAACUUUACAGACUUUUUGUCAACUGUUUCCAGGAUUCUUUGCUGUGUGUGGGUUUGAGUAAAACUCUGGAAGCCGGAGAACUUCAGCGACGUCAGCAGAAAGACAUUAACUUUCUCAACCGAUUGGCUCGCAAGCAGACACCAUCCAGAGAACAGCAGCCAGCUGAGUUUCUUCUGUCCAUGGCCCGUCUCAGGAUGUGUCUAGACACUGCUGCUCGCAUACUGCCCAGGGCCGUCAGCCAUAAAAGCGGAGAAUGUGUUGAAUGGGAACAGAGACUGUUAGAGGAAGUGAAGGCGGUCUGUAAGUAUACUAACAAUGACUGGUAUCGAGUCUACCUGCUCAGAACGCUGAACAGACAGGAAGGCACAGACUGUGUCCAGGCUGUGAUGAAUAGCACCCCCUAUGAAUGGGUCUUCCCCGCCAAGCUCCUGCAACUACAGCGGUUGAUUCCUGUGGAGGUGGAUCGAUUUCUGUGCUGUGGUGAGUGGUAUCGCACUGUCAGAAAUGGAGUGGGACAAGUGCUGCUGGUGUCCAACACAGAUGAUCUUAAAGCCGCCCUGCAGAAUGAAAGCAUUUCACAGUCUUUGAAGAGUGUCCUCCUGGCUUUGGCAUUGUUCAGACAGGUAACCUGCCGCCUAGAAUCUCCUGACUCCGCCAUGCAACCUGGAGCACAGGCAUUACAGAUGCUAAAGGACAGUGUGAGGGAAAGCACAAUAGGGCACCUGCAAGACCUUUGCACCAGCCUUUUAUCAAAUCCGUUAGAAGGUCUCAUGUCUCACCUGCGUGUUCGUGCAAAUGAAUCAGCACAGAGACGUCUUCUCCUGGAGCUCCUGGUUCAUGCCAUUGCUGUGUUCCAUAGUGGGAGUCGUCUUCUAUUCCCUCUCCACCUCAUUGCCUCGAGGCCACAGACUAUGACGGAAGCAUUUCUUCCCACCAUGCCAGAUGACAACAGCAAUCUGGCCAGACAGUGGUUACUGGAAGGAAAGCUGAGGAUGUACACUUGUAAAAACGGACACGUAGCUUUUGUUGGAGAGUGUGGGAGGCCAGUGGCUGAAGGAAAGUGUGCCACAUGUGGAGUGCCUAUUGGUGGUCUACACCACAGAGCAGUAGAUGGAUUCAUGGAAGUCCAAAGCAAUAUGCGAGAUCGGACCCGACCAGGCCAUAUUCUGGAUGCUGCUGCCCGCAGAUCUGACGCUCCAAACAGAGAUCUGUCUAUGGCCCAGUCCUGUGUGCUGCGUCUCUUCCUUCAUCUGGCUAUGCUACAUGGAUCCUCUCUCAAUCCCCAGGGUAUCCAUACAAUGAUUCAUCCUACUGUACCCAAUACCCAAGAGUUUCUGUGGCACCAUCUUGAAAAGGACAUGGAGGUUCUGGGAAAGACUCUGAAUCUGAACUGUGAUGACACAGCCAUCAUGGUUCAUCUGAUCCUCAACACCUCAGCACAGCUCCCCACAGUUCGGGUCCAUCAGGGGGGAGCAGAAUGGUCUUCUCGACAGGCCCGAGAGGAGUGGGAGAAGCAGGUUUGCCAAAGUGUCAUCAAUCCUGUUCUAAAGGAUUUGAACAGACGCUUAACUGAUGCUCAGGAGCAGGUUGCAAUGGAUGAUAAGCUGUCUAACAGUGCUCUGGUUAAGAUAUUAAAGGGAGACCCUCGUUCCCUCCUUCCGCUCCCCUCUGACUGUCCCAGCCAUCAUGCGUCUUUCUGGAUGCCUCCAGACACCCUGACUAUGGAACAUCUUUCCCAGCUUAUUACCCAAAACCAGGCACAGGAUCGAGUUCCCCUGCUCUCAUUGUUUCUCAAAAAAGUGCAGUACAUAAGACACCUGGCUUGUCUGCCUGACCUGGCUGCCCUGUUUUCGGAUCUGAUACGCAUCAUACCGAUAGACACUGAGACACACGCUUCAACCAUUGCUACAAUGCUUCACAACAUUCCUGCAGGCGUCCAGAAGAAUACACUCAAAAAAAGGAUACAGACCUUCUUCAGGGUUUGGAACCAUCUCCGAGUGGAUCUAGCGAAUAACACUGCUGUCGGUUUGGAUCCAGGACUGUGUGAGAAGGACAUAACCAUGGACAGUCCCGGUCAGUUUCUGUGCCUGAGCCGUCAUGGACCAGGCUCAUGUCUCAACGCUUUGAUCGACCUGCUGUCAGAAACUCACAACAGCCUGGUGCGAGAAGCUCAGAAACUCAGCUUUCAGGAAGACAGUGACUAUAGUGUUCCUGUGGGGGCGCUGUCUGAGAGCCAGUUGGCACUGUGCCACCCAGAGAAGGAGCUGCUGCCCCUGGUGUUAGCUCAUUGCCACUACACACUGGUGAAAGGUCAACAAACUGCCAGUGACUACGACCUGCAGGCUAUUGAGAAACAACUUCAUAGAUGCUUCUUCGCUGGCAAGCCACGUAUCCAGACAGACACUGAAAAGUAUCUGAAGAGACAUCAUCAAGAUUUUUCAGAGGUUUUGAAAGAUGUCCGAAGCAAGAUACCGCAGGAGCCGCUGAAGGGCUCGGUGUGCAGCUCGAUCAGAACAGUUCUGCGCUCCUUCACUGAUGUGUGUGAUGCUGUGUAUGCUCUGGAGAUUGGUCUGCGUUUCCUGGGGAAAACUGGAGGGCAUCCAAAAUCCCAACUACUAUCCUACCUUCACGAGUCUCUCAAGAUGCAGCAGCACAUCUCCAGCAGUGUAGAAAAGGCUCUGGCAGAUAUCAGGCUGGAUCAAUGUACAGCCACAUGGCAGCUGCUGACCUGUUGGAGGAGUGAGCUGAAGCUGAAGAGAGGACAGAACCCUAUCCCAAGACUUUCUAAGGAAUAUAGAGAGACACUUUCUGCUGAAGCCCAGAAAGACUUGAAGGAGUUCCUGGAUGUCACUGAUGUUGAGCUUUUCACUCUGGAGCUUCAUGAGAUCCUGCUUUUGAAGACAGACAUCCCCCCAGAUGACAGAUACUUUCCUCAUUGGGACAUCAGAUACACUCUGGAAUCACAUUUGGAAAAAAAAGGAGCUCCUGUCUUGCCUGGAUUAGACAACCUUUCAGAGCAGAUCUGUCUGAGCAAGGGUGCAGAAGUCUGGAGUUUUGCUGUACACUUCAAGAGAUAACUGUGUUCCUCAAAACUGUUCCGUUGUGAUGUAUAAAGCUACUGUAAGCGACAACGUUCCUUUUAUCAGUACCCACUGACUUUGUUGUGUAAAUUAUCUCAAGUGUGAAUGUGAAUUAAUUACGGAGCAGUUCUGGAAUUACUCAAUACGAUUUAUUGUUUAACAAUGAUGCGGUUGAAUAUGUUGCUGUUUGCCUAUUAAUGAUGUCAAAAUAAUAAUCAAGCCCACAUAGACACAGUGACAACAUUUUAAGGAGCUUGUAAGAUUGAUUGAUUGAUUGAUUGAUUUACUUUAUUGAUCCCAAGCUGGGAAAUUGUUUUGUUACAGCAUUAUUAGACAUGUGAAAAGAAAAAGACACACUGUGCAACAUAAAAUAGGAUUUUUAAAAAAAUCCCAAGAACAAGCCGACGAUACAAUGUGCAGAUAAAAAUGUAACGAAAAAAAAAUAUAUAUAUAUAUAUGUGUGUGUGUGUGUGUGUGUGUGCAUUGUACAGGUGAAUGUGCAUUAAUAGUGUUAAAAACAAGAAUGGUAAUGAAUGAAAAUAAGAAAACGGUGCAAAAGUGGUCGUACUGAAUGGGAAACUAGAAAAGCACUCGGAGAGCGCAGACCUCCACCAAGCAUCCGUUGAAAAAAUUCCGGGAUCCAGAAGGUGAUCCGGAUCACCGCCAAAAUUUAAUGGAUUGUUACUUGUGCCCAGUCACACCUCUGGAAAAAAUUUCAGAACAAUCUGUUCAUUACUUUUUCCGUAAUGUUGCUAACAGACAAACCAACAAACCAACGCUACUGAAAACAUAACCUCCUUGGCAGAGGUGAUAAUAAUAACUAGAAUGCAUUUCCGGAGAAAAUGUGAAAGUGUGCUUGCUCAGGUGCGCCGCCAUGGCGACCCGGCAAGAGAGGCGACCGCACGCCCACACGACAAGUUUUGUGUCAACACGCAAAAGUUUGGCCAAGACACAAGGCGGAUUCUCAUAUGGAGAUGACAGGCUGGCAAGUUUCUUUACAGAGACAUCCCAGAGCAUCACUAACAUGAAAAUGUAGAUGUAAUUCUAAAUCCAUAAAGAGAUAUGACCCAAAACACGUUUUUGCUCAUUGUGGCGCCCCCUAGUGGCCAAAUGACACCAAAUUUGAUGAGGCUACAUGAACUGGUGCCGAAAGUAAUCUCAACAAAUAUGGUCUUGAUAAGUCAAAGCGUUUCUGAGAUAUGAGCCAAAAUACAUUUUUGCUAAUUGUGACGCCCCCUAGUGGCCAAAUGACAAAAUAUUGAUUUUGAUUGGCUGCCACGCUUUGACGUAUGAGAGUGAAACGAAUAUCAUUCAUUAGGCAUGGACUGGAGAUCAUGUGUGCCAAGUUUCGUGAUGAUCGGACAAAACAUGCGGCCAGGGUCACUCUACGUUCACUUUGGACAAAAUUCAAAAUGGCGGAAAAUCUAAUUAGGCUGAGAAUGACGUCAUAUGAUGCGUUGGAAUCGUCUAGCUCCAAAGAUUCCAACGGCACCAGACUUAUGAAAAUCGGACAUACGGAUCAAAAGUUACGUGCAUGAACGCAUGUAAGACGGUGAUCAGUUGGUGGCGCUAGAGCGUGAGACGUACCAACAUGAAAUCAAUCAGGGUCCACUCCUCUGUCAGUGUACCAAGUUUCAUGACUUUAUACCUUACGGUUUGGCCUACAGAAGGAAAAAUCUGUUUUUUGCGUCGCGCGCCCAUUCAUUUCAAUGGGGAAAAAAUUAAUCCUUUAAAAAAAUCCGGGAUCCAAAAGGUGAUCCGGAUCACCGCCAAAAUUUAAUGGAUUGUUACUUGUGCCCAGUCACACCUCUGGAAAAAAUUUCAGAGCAAUCCGUUCAUUACUUUUUCCGUAAUGUUGCUAACAGACAAACCAACCAACAAACAAACAAACAAACCAAUGCUACCGAAAACAUAACCUCCUUGGCGGAGGUAACAAACAAACAAACGAAUGAAUGAAUGAAUGAAUGAAUGAACUCUAAAGGUACAAAGUGACUCAUGGCAGUCAACAGAAAAGCUCUGAUGGUGCAAAGUUACAGGAGGACCAGCAUUAUAAACAGGAUUAUACAGUAGAGAGAUCAUUUUUGAUAUUUUAUCUCAGCCAAGGACCUGUUUAAUUGGAUGUGCUAACAAUUAUUAUUUUUCAUCAGUUGAUGUAAAAGCUGGGGGCAGCACGGUGGUGUAGUGGUUAGCACUGUCGCCUCACAGCAAAAAGGUUCCGGGUUCGAACCCAGCGGCCGCUCAGGGCCUUUCUGUGUGGAGUUUGCAUGUUCUCCCCGUGUCUGCGUGGGUUUGCUCCGGUUUACCCCACAGUCCAAAACAUGCACUUAGGUUGACGUGGAGCAAGGUACCGAACCCCUGACUGCUCCCUGGGUGCUGUAGUGUGGCUGCCCACUGCUCUGUGUGUUCACUGCUCCAGAUGGGUUAAAUCCAGAGGAUGAAUUUCAGUGUGCAUGUGACAAAUAAAGGUUUCUUCUUCUUCUUCUUCUAAUAGGGACCUGCCAAAUAAUGGGAAUGUUAUUGUUAAUAAAAUCUAAUUCUUUCUUUCUUUCUUUCUUUGUUAAUUGGAGCAGAAAUAAGGUUCAGAUUCCUUUCCCCCUCAAUACUCUUUCCUCUAAAAUUGCAUUUAAGUUUAUCUGAAAAAUAAAUAUUUGCUACCUUAA
Molecule: messenger RNA, 18402 nt
Organism: Neoarius graeffei (lesser salmon catfish)
Lineage: Eukaryota; Metazoa; Chordata; Actinopteri; Siluriformes; Ariidae
Gene: rnf213b
Product: ring finger protein 213b
Exons: 63
Coding region: 104-15739 (5211 amino acids)
Biological process (GO): ubiquitin-dependent protein catabolic process; sprouting angiogenesis; negative regulation of non-canonical Wnt signaling pathway
Cellular component (GO): membrane; cytosol; nucleolus
Molecular function (GO): ATP binding; ATP hydrolysis activity; ubiquitin-protein transferase activity
Source: RefSeq, a predicted model, not a curated record